CUGAUCGAUGCGAGCAUGUUGCUUCAUGGGAAUCCAGUUGUGAAAAAGAAGAAAGAUGUGAGCACAAGUCUGCGUGGCACUCUCGCUACCCUAGCCGAUGAGGAAGAUGCCAAGUCUCGUGCCUCCAAAUCCGAGGCAAUCCCACUUGUUGCGGGGAGGCAACACAAGGUCCCUCCCGUUGAUUAUUUGGCUCCCACUACUAGCAUUCCAUCGAUCUCGGAUGUGGGAUGGGCAUUAGUCGUAGUUCCAUCUUUGAUUUCCGAGAACCGUGAUUAUCUGAUAUCUUCCAAUCUCUUUAACUCGGUGGCGCGCUCUAUCGAAUCUCACACCGCGGGUCUAAUGGAUAUCAUCACUGCCUUUCAAGGGAUAGAUCGCCAGCGCGAGGGGCUCCUGCACCAAGUUGACGAGGCUCAGUGUCGGGCGAACGCGGCAGAGGCUACCCUGUCCGAGCUUCAAUUGAAGUAUGGCCUGCUACAGUCAAAGUAUGAUCAACUAGAAGCAUCAUCUACAUAUGCGGGACGUCAGGCAGUUGCGGCAUUCCAAACUUCCCCGGAGUUCUUACAGAUUAUGACUUCUAGAAUGGAAAGUCACCGAUCGGAACAUGUUCGAUCAUGGCUGGAAACUCAGGAGGGUCGGCUUUGGCGGGCUAAAGAAGUUCUCCUGUCUUUUAGGUGCGGCCGAUACGACAUGCAGAAGACUGUACGACAGGCUGGCGGAACUGUACUCCGACUUCCAUCCUGCAAAGUUUGGUUUGCCCGAGAUCAUGCCGGACCCUGACGAGGAGGAGGAGAAGCAUGCUAACGAGUUGUCCCUUCAGCACCUAGA
Cuscuta europaea is the source of this 825-nucleotide messenger RNA. The record is from the annotation of a GenBank genome assembly. NCBI's taxonomy places the organism in Eukaryota, Viridiplantae, Streptophyta, Magnoliopsida, Solanales, Convolvulaceae.